Messenger RNA from Carlito syrichta (Philippine tarsier), 1736 nucleotides. It is a transcript of the gene RPS6KL1, whose product is annotated as ribosomal protein S6 kinase like 1. NCBI's taxonomy places the organism in Eukaryota, Metazoa, Chordata, Mammalia, Primates, Tarsiidae. Gene Ontology annotation, molecular function: protein kinase activity; ATP binding. The transcript has 10 exons. Gene Ontology annotation, biological process: protein phosphorylation. Bases 42 to 1736 code for a protein of 564 amino acids. The record is from RefSeq and is a predicted model, not a curated record.
GAUCAGUCUCCCCAAUAUCCGGUGAAGGAAACUGGGGACAGAUGGGCGUGCUGCUCCCAGCUGAGUCCUUCCUAAUGCACCUGCUCGUUCCAGAGGCCAGCGGCAGGGUGGCCAUGAGUCUGAUGGCCUGUGAGUGUCUGCCCGGGCCCGGCCUGGAGCCUGAGCCCUGCUCACGAGUGCGGUCUCAGGCCCACGUGUACCUGGAGCAGAUGCGCGACCGGGUGGCUGCGGGGACGCCUGACAUGACCAAGCGUGACUAUCUGGUAGACGCGGCCACGCAGAUCCGGCUGGCCCUGGAGCGUGACGUCAGUGAGGACUACGAGGCGGCCUUCAACCACUACCAGAACGGUGUGGAUGUGCUGCUCCGAGGCAUGCACGUCGACCCCAACAAGGAACGAUGCGAGGCCGUCAAGCUCAAAAUUACCAAGUACCUGCGGCGGGCUGAGGAGAUCUUCAACUGCCACCUGCAGCGAACUCUGGACACCAGAGCCAGCCCUGGCACGGGUUUCAGCAGCCUGAGGCUCCGGCCCAUCCGUGCACUGAGUUCUGCCCUGGAGCAGCUGAGGUGCUGCAGGGUGGUCGGGGUCAUUGAGAAGGUGCAGCUGGUCCAGGACCCGGCAACCGGAGGGACCUUCGUGGUGAAGAGCCUCCCCAGGAGCCACGUGGCGAACCGGGAGCGACCCACCAUCAUCCCACACGGGGUUCCCUACAUGACGAGGCUGUUGCGGUACUUCGUGAGCGAGGACUCCAUCUUCCUGCACCUGGAGCACGUGCAAGGAGGCACUCUCUGGUCCCACCUGCGCUCCCAGGCACGACCCCGGCAUUCUGGACUCAGGUCUGGCCGCACCCAGGAGAGAAUGAAGGCUCAGCCCAGCUCCCACCUCGGCCUCCAGACCCCUGGGCAGGACAGAAGCCUCUCGGAGUCCCCACAGACUUCCCAGAGCCUCCCCCCCGCUGGGGAGGCCCCAUCCGCCAGCCCCCAGAAUGGAGUUGAGGGGGAAACCCCAGCCAGGACCAGCUCUUCCUGCUCCCUGGACCUUGCAAAGGUCCCUAGUGGCCACCUGCACAUUCCAGCCAGGCGGCCUGGCCAGAGCUCGGACCCUGGGCCCUCUCGGGGGCUCCCGUGGGUGCACAAGGGGGCUGGCCGGGUGCUGGGAGGCUGUGGCAGAGGCAGGGGUCAGGGCCACCCAUCCACAGAGGGCACUGGCUGGUGGGGCAGCGGCGAGGCCUGGAGCGUGAGGGAGGAGCAGGCGAAGCGGUGGGCAGCUGAGAUACUGCUGGCCCUGGAGGCGCUCCACGAGCAGGGCGUGCUGUGCCGGGACCUCAACCCCCAGAACCUGCUCCUGGACCCAGCAGGCCACAUCCGGCUCACCUAUUUUGGCCAAUGGUCAGAAGUGGAGCCCCAGUGCUGCUGGGAGGCCGCGGACAACCUGUACAGUGCCCCAGAGGUGGGUGGCAUCUCCGAGCUGACCGUGGCCUGUGACUGGUGGAGCUUCGGGGCACUCCUAUACGAGCUGCUGACGGGAGUGGCACUGUCCCUGAGCCACCCCUCGGGAAUCCAGGCCCACACCCAGCUCCAGCUGCCUGAGUGGCUCAGCCGCCCCGCAGCCUCCCUGCUGACCGAGCUGCUGUGGUUCAACCCCACACGGCGCCUGGGCGCCAGGGUUGGCGGUGUCCGCGAGCUCAAGGCCCACCCCUUUUUCAGCAGCGUCCAGUGGAGCAGACUGGCAGGGUAA